GGAGGCCCUGAACGUGUCUAUUGCUGGUGGAUCCCUUGUACUUGUGGGAGGGGGAAAAAGGCUUAUCCAACCAGAACUUGUCUACUUGCUGCAUGCUCAAUAGGUUUUUUUUUUUUUAACUCCAGCAUGUAAAUCCACCACAAAGGAGCUGAAGUUCAAAUAAGGCUGCUUUAGUCUUGCAUGAAAUGAUAGAUUCAAAACUUCAGAAUUGAAAUGCCUGAGUUCUCUUCUUUCAUCAAAAGAAAGUUUCUACUGCAGCCUAUUGUCCCUCCAUGCCUAUAGCAUGAGGAUGUGCAUCUUAGAGUCAGCAACUGAGCUGUCUUUUUUUCUAUCAAGGAAAAACAUUUAAACAAUAAGAAAAACAAGAUUAGCAGAGCCUUAGGGUAUUAACUUUUCUAAUGACAGUAUCAAAUGUAUAAAACUUUUCAGUGGCAGUCUAGCUAGCUUUCACUGCAGACAUACUUCUGAUACAGAGAUGUCACAGUUCCCAUGGAUAAACUGUUCAGUUAAUCUUUGAUAAAAAGCACGUUAAAGACUGAAGAAAGAAGCCGAAGGCAAAGGAAACACGGGACUGGAAAAAUACUGAAUAUCUUUUUCUGAAAGUUUAUUUUCCCUUCACUCUGAUGAUAGGAAUGUCCUCUAAUUGUAUCUCAAGGGAAACAAAAUAUCGACAGAGCAAAUAUACACCAAUCAGGACACAGAUUGCAGUUCAAAUAAUAGAGACGGGGUGAAUACUGGAUAAAUGUGCUCGCAAACAUAUUUAUCGAAUCCUAUUCAUGAUUCAAUCCAACCACAUUUAUGUCCUUUGUGUGGUUUUUCAGGACCACUCAGAGAGUUGGUUUAUUUUGACAGCCCUAAUCUAGUGAUUUUAGAAACCGUAACAGCACAGGAUCAGCUACAUUCUGUUCACAUUUUAAGGUUAUCUUUGCAAGUGUAAGGGAUGAAAACUUAAUAUUUAUUUAAAUGAAUUUCUGAGAAACUGAUGGCACUGUCCUGGAAAUAUGGACUUACUUUUUACUAAUUCAGUUCCUUAAGAUUUUAGAAGUUCAUUUGUAGAAGAAAAAGUAUCCAAAAAUAAAGAAUGAUGAAGGCAGCAAGAUUAACUUGUUUAUUACUAAUUGCAGUCAUGGGAGUGACUGCUAGCAAGACACAGGAAUUUGAAAGCAGUGACGAGGGCACAGAGAAAGAAUUCAUUUAUCUGAACAGGUAUAAGCGGUCCAGCGACACACAGGACAAGUGCACUUAUACCUUUAUUGUACCUCAGCAGAAAGUGACAGGUGCCAUUUGUGUUAAUUCAAAGGAGCCUGAGGUUCUUCUUGAAAACCGGGUAAAUAAACAAGAAUUAGAGCUGCUUAACAAUGAACUUCUAAAGCAAAAGAGACAAAUAGAAACUCUUCAGCAACUGGUGGAGGUGGAUGGUGGGAUUGUUAAUGAGGUUAAACUUUUACGAAAAGAAAGUCGGAAUAUGAACUCUCGUGUCACACAACUUUAUAUGCAGCUGCUACAUGAAAUUAUUCGAAAACGAGACAAUGCAUUAGAACUUUCCCAGCUUGAAAAUAAGAUAUUGAACCAAACUGCUGAUAUGUUGCAACUUGCAAACAAAUACAAGGACCUAGAGUACAAAUAUCAACAUUUGGUGACAAUUGCCAAUAACCAGUCUAUAAUUAUUGCACAGCUAGAAGAACAUUGUCAAAGAAUGCCAUCCAUUAAGCCAAUACCCCAACCUCCCCAACCACCUAACAGAAUGUAUCAGCCUCCUACUUACAAUCGCAUUAUUAAUCAAAUAGCUACCAAUGAGAUUCAAAGUGAUCAGAAUUUAAAGGUUCUACCACCUAAUCUACCAACCAUGCCACCAGUUACUAGCAGUCCAACUUCAACUGAUAAACCAUCUGGACCGUGGAAAGACUGUCUACAGGCAUUAGAAGAUGGCCAUGACACCAGUUCCAUCUAUCUUGUGAAACCUGAAAAUACAAAUCGACUUAUGCAAGUCUGGUGUGACCAGCGACAUGACCCUGGUGGCUGGACCGUCAUUCAGAGACGACUCGAUGGAUCAGUCAACUUUUUCAGGAACUGGGAUACUUACAAGCAAGGAUUUGGUAACAUAGAUGGAGAGUACUGGCUGGGUUUAGAAAAUAUUUAUUGGCUAACAAAUCAAGGCAACUACAAACUGCUUGUAACAAUGGAAGACUGGUCAGGUCGAAAAGUAUUUGCUGAAUAUGCCAGUUUCAGACUGGAGCCAGAGAGUGAAUAUUACAAGUUGAGACUGGGUCGUUACAAUGGCAAUGCUGGGGACUCUUUCACUUGGCACAACGGGAAGCAGUUCACCACACUGGAUAGAGACCAUGAUGUAUACACAGGUAACUGUGCUCAUUACCAGAAAGGAGGAUGGUGGUACAAUGCCUGUGCUCACUCAAACCUCAAUGGAGUCUGGUAUCGGGGAGGACACUAUCGUAGUCGAUAUCAGGAUGGUGUUUACUGGGCUGAGUUCCGUGGCGGAUCAUAUUCACUAAAGAAAGUUGUUAUGAUGAUCAGGCCUAACCCCAACACAUUCCACUGAAAGAAUUUUUUCCUCUUUUAAUUUGCUGUUUAAAACAGAAUGAUGAAAUGGCAGUAAUAGCUGCAUGUGCUAUCCGGAAUAGGUCUUUAUAGCAGCAAGGAAUGUAAGAUAUUGUACAUUUAUUGCUAAAAUGUGAGGACUUGUAUAUUGUAUUUUUAACAUUCAUUCCAGCAAAAACAUACAAUGUAAGUGAUAUAAUCAACUUUCAGAUCAUCUUUCUUUGUACCAAAAAUAAUUAAGGUUCCUGUUUCUAGAACUGGGAGUUGAGAUGGACUGUAGAUAACACUUCUGGGUUUUAUUCCCUGUGAAUUAAGUCUAUAUGCUAAAAAUAUUGCCACAGCAUCUAAAUAUUUUGUAUGUUGUAUUAUGUAUAAAUAUUCUCAAAUACAGUACAAUCUGUACAGCAAGAGUUUUAUUCUUAUUAGUAGGGAUCAUUUGACACAGGAAAUCACAUCCUUUGAAACUAUGUAGCUGGUAUAUGUAUUAUAGGGUAUUAGUGGGAUUAUUCCUAAUUUAAUUUUUGUUAAUUGUCAGAUAAAACAAAUCACUAAAUCAUUUCAGUUUGUGGGCAGACACCCAAAUAGUUACGAUAAUGAUUAAUCCAGUCCUUCACUCUCACUUUUCUCUUAAUAUACAUGCCAUCAUUCUCAAAACUGACCUCUGAUACAAACAUUUUUGAUCAAGGAAGGAAAAUGAGUGUUUUUAAAUUGAACUGCCUACAUGUAUUUAUAAAGUAAUCCAAUCUUAUAAUGGCUAUUGCAUAUUAUAUAGCCAACAUGAAUAAUGUUAAUGUUCAUAUAAAAUAAUAGCCUAAAUAUUUAACAUUAUUUUAUACCUGAGCAACGUCAUUACCUGCUGUGUAGCCACUGUAAUCAGAAAAUGGCUACAAAUUAAAGGGGCUAUCCAACUUUGCAGGCAAAUGAUGGAUACCGAUCUAUAUUCUAUUUAAUGUCCUUAGCCACAAGAUUAAGAUUUUUGGAAGAAAAUAUUUGUAACCAAGAACAAUUAUAUUUACCAUAUUUCACAAUUAUUAAUGAGUAUAUUGUGUGUCAACAUAUUAAAGAGAAUUACUCACUCAUAUUUAUAAAUAAAAUCAAUUGUGGAAACUUGGAGAAUUUUAGAAUUCUGCUGAGGUAGGUAUGUAGAAUAGAUAAUUGUUGCAAAUUAGAAACUACAGUGAAAACCAUAAAAUUUAGUGAAAGAAUGUCUGAGAAAAACAAAAAAAGCUCUUGCUCUCUUCCCUUAUUACCUCACUGUUUCUUUACAAAUGUAUGAUGUGCAUUAAAAACUGAUGAUGCCUGAUGUAGCAUGUGUUGUAUAUAAAUGAAAGUAGGGUUUUUAAUAUAUUAUCAGAUUAUCCUUGUAAUAUUGCAAAUUGGUAAUAAAGCAACAAAUGCUAUUUUGAUGUA
Trachemys scripta elegans is the source of this 3966-nucleotide messenger RNA. It is a transcript of the gene ANGPTL2, whose product is annotated as angiopoietin like 2. Lineage: Eukaryota; Metazoa; Chordata; Testudines; Emydidae. The record is from RefSeq and is a predicted model, not a curated record. The transcript has 7 exons. Bases 1082 to 2557 code for a protein of 491 amino acids.